AUGUCUCGCCUCCUGCUCUGCGCCGGCGUCCUGCUGUGGUCGGCGUCCGUCAUCGGCGUGUCAGUCUUCUCCGACCCCCCCCGGGCUCACAUGCUGCUCCGCUCUCGCCGGGCCAACUCCUUCCUGGAGGAGCUGAAGCCUCCCUCCAUGGAGCGCGAGUGUGUGGAGGAAAAGUGCGAUUUUGAAGAGGCCAGAGAGAUUUUCCAAACCAGGGAGGCCACGCUGGAGUUCUGGACAGUGUAUACAGACGGGAACCAGUGCCAGUCCCACAUGUGUGUUCACGGUUCCUGUGUGGACCUGUACCAGGCCUACGCCUGCCACUGCGAGCCCGGGUAUGAGGGCCGAUACUGCGAACAGCCCCAGACGGCCACGAACUGCUCGGUGGAUAACGGCGGCUGUGACCACGACUGCACGGAGAGCGAGGACGGCCCGACACGGAGGUGCCACUGUCUGAACGGGUACAAACUGGCAGACGACCACAGGAAAUGCAUUCCGAAAGGCUCCUCAUCUUGUGGCCAGCUACUGAUCGGCAGGUCGUCGUACACCAAGCCAAUGGACGGCCUGCUGCCCUGGAUGGUGGGAGGAGAAGUGGGCAAGAAGGGGGAGAGUCCCUGGCAGGCGCUGUUGCUGAACGCCAGGGGCCGGUUCCACUGCGGAGGCGUCCUCAUCGACGAGAGCUGGGUCCUCACUGCUGCUCACUGCCUCGACAACAACCUGCGGUUCAGAGUGCGACUGGGUGAUUACGAGCGUCUCAGAGACGAAGGCACCGAGGCGACCCUGAGAGUGGUCAAGGCCUUCAAACACCCGGACUACAACAAGCUGACGGUGGACAACGACAUCGCCCUGCUGCGGCUGGAGACGCCCGCUCCGCUGUCCGACUAUAUUGUCCCCGUCUGCCUGCCGGGGCGCAGCAUGGCGGAGCGGGUGCUCCACCUCAAUGGCACCAUGACCGUGGUGUCCGGCUGGGGCAGCGAGGACCUGAACACGGCCCAGUUCAGCUCGGCGCUCAACGUCAUCAAGGUCCCGCUGGUCAGCCACGGCGUCUGCAGCCGGCAGAUGCACCCCUUCAACAUCACCCACAACGUGGUCUGCGCCGGGAUCCUGGGCCAGAGGACGGACGCCUGCGAGGGGGACAGCGGUGGGCCCAUGGUCACCCUGUACAGGGACACUUGGUUCCUCGUGGGCCUGGUCUCCUGGGGCGACGGCUGUGGCAAAGCGGACAAGCUGGGCAUCUACACCAAGGUGUCGAACUACAACGACUGGAUCAACACAGUCCGGGAGCAGUGGGACAAAGAGCACCAUGCACCGGCAGUCUAAACCGUCUGUCUGUGUCUCAAUGCAGGUCCAAACCGUCUGUCUACGUCUCAAUGCAGACA
Molecule: messenger RNA, 1376 nt
Organism: Salarias fasciatus (jewelled blenny)
Lineage: Eukaryota; Metazoa; Chordata; Actinopteri; Blenniiformes; Blenniidae
Gene: proca
Product: protein C (inactivator of coagulation factors Va and VIIIa), a
Biological process (GO): blood coagulation; proteolysis
Cellular component (GO): extracellular region
Molecular function (GO): serine-type endopeptidase activity; calcium ion binding
Source: RefSeq, a predicted model, not a curated record